GUUGUUUUCAGACUGGGUAACCGGGACAGUGUUAGGUGGGUGACGUGUGUGAAUGUUGUUAAUUGUAUAAAUGAGUAACUGGUCGUGAUGGAUGAUCUAGAAGAACAAGAUGAUGAAUUAUUAGCAUUAGAGAGUAUUUAUGAUGAGACAGUUCUCUCUACUAUAAAAGAUACAGAUGAUAAGGGGGGACAAUUCACAGCAUGUCCUCAUCUACCAGAAAAGUUUUAUAUUCAAUCUGAACCUCUUAAUAAAGGAAAUGUAGAAUCUGGUCUUCAUAAAAUACAGCAUUUACCACCCAUAGUUAUACACUUCCAACUGCCUACAAAUUAUCCUUCCAUUGCUCCCCCACAUUUCACCUUGACCUGUAAAUGGCUCACACAUAAUCAAUUGUCUAGUUUAUGCCAACGAUUAGAUGAAUUAUGGGAAGAAAACAAAGGCAUGGUCAUUCUUUUUACGUGGAUUAAUUUUCUUCAGGAAGAACUCUUUGAUUUUUUACAACUUUCUUCUCCAUUAGAUAUACGGAACAUUGUCACCCCACACACUAGUUCCAAAAACGAGGAGAAUAAUUUGUUUGAUUCACGCUGUAUUCAGGAUAUUGUUAGCCAGGAUUUGUUAUUAAUGGCUAUAUUAGAUUAUAAUAAACAGAUGAAAGCGGAUAUAUUUGAACGUUCAAUGUUUUUGUGUUCUGUGUGUUUUAUUGAGAAACAAGGAACUAAUUGUAUAUGUUUUAUGGACUGUGAUCAUGUAUUUUGUAAAGAAUGUAUGAGAGAUUAUUUUGUGAUACAGAUAAGUGAUGGUAAUGUACAAAGUUUGAUUUGCCCACAUGAUAAAUGUCAAUCAGAAGCACACCCCUCUCAGGUUAAAGCUUUAGUGCCUGAUGAUAUAUAUAAACGUUAUGAUGAUCUAUUGUUAAAGUCUAGUUUAGAUACUAUGAUGGAUAUUAUGUAUUGUCCUAGAAGAUUAUGUCAAUGUCCUGUAUUACUAGAUAGAGAGAAUAAUAUUGGUAGAUGUCCAUCAUGUCAGUUUGUAUUCUGUCAUCUGUGUAAAUUAGUCUAUCAUGGUUUAUCACCUUGUAGGAUUAAAGCAGCUGAAUUAAAUAAAUUAAAAGAAGAAUAUGAGAAUGCUAGUGAUGAAGGUAAGAAGUUUUUAGAGAAGAAGUAUGGUAAAAGAAUUAUACAUCAGGCUAUAGAAGAAAGUAUAACAAAAGAAUGGUUAGAUAAUUAUACUAAACCAUGUCCUGCUUGUGGUACAUCUAUACAGAAAAUAGAUGGAUGCAACAAGAUGACAUGUAUGAAAUGUCGAAACUAUUUCUGCUGGUUAUGCGGAGAUUCUUUAUCUAGAAGUAAUCCCUAUAGCCAUUUUAACAUGGAUGGUCCAUGCAGAAAUCAACUAUUUCAAGGAAUGGGUGAAGAAGAAUUCGAUUUUGAAGGUGAUGAAUUUGGUGUGUUUGAAUUAUAAAAUAUUUUAUAUACAGACCACCCGAGACCAGAAGCCAUAAAACUUAACUUAAAAGGUAUUUAGCUAAAUAUACAGUAUAGUAACAUCAAUAUAUUCUAUACAUUUGUUCUAUUUUUAAAUUCAAUGAAUUGUUAAUACAAACAUACUAUAAAACAAGAGACUUGUGUUUUAAAUGAGACCUGCCCACAUUUGCAUUAAUUUUAAUAUACAUUUCUAGACACAACAAAAUGUUUCAUUAAUUUCUAUACGCAUGCCAAAAACCUUCAUUUUGUGAGACAUCAAUUUCUUGUUUUACGGUAUUUAUAACAUUCACUUUUAAUGAUUUAUUACUAUAUAAUAAAUACAGCCUAUGUAACAAGCUUUAAGGCACGCCAUUAUUAGGAACAGUGGCCAGGGCCCUUAUUCACGAAAACUUAAACUAAGAUACAAUCAAAAUUUUAAGAAAUACUGCAAUUCGAUUGGCUGACCAGUAAAAUCAAUUUGCAUAUAUCCAAUGAAGUAUUUCUUAAAAUUUCGGUUGUAACUUAGUUUAAGUUUUCAUGAAUAAGGGACCAGAUGUUUAUCACUUGCACAUGAUAAAUCGUCUUAACAAAUAUUGUUUAUAUCACAAUAUAUUGCUUCUAUUUUUUAUAUAUUAAUAAUCUAAUUAUUCUAAAUACUAUAUACAAAUUUCUAAAAUGUUCUUUUUGGUCAGAUAAUUUUAAAUUCAAAUGUGAAUGUGACUUAAACCCUUUUCCACGAAGUCCAGACUUAAUGGCUUACUAUAAUUGCAAAGUAAAAUAAGAUGAAAUUAUAUAAGUUAUCUAUAUGUAUAUUUAAAUGUUAGGAAAAUAACAAAUAUUAAAUAAGAUAAUUGAUGAUUUUAUUUAAUUUUGGCAAAGUAAUAGAGAAAUACCUGUGAAUGUGAUUGUGUUUUUAAAAAAAAAAUACAUGUAUUGUGCAUUGGUUUUUGCAAAUCAGAAUUUAUAAUAUUUGUAUGUUUUUUGUUGGCCAUUAAAUGUAAAUGAAAGUUUAUUUAUUUAUUAUGUUUAGUGGGUUAAUUUAAUAUUUUUGAAUGCUAAAGGUGUAAAUUUUUAAUUAAUAUGAUAUUGUUUUAUGACUCAAUGGGAAGAGUGAAUCUAUCAAUAUCAGCAGUUAAUAUUAUAUUAAUAUUAAUCAAUGUAAUCAAGCUUCAGGGGGAUUUGCAAAGGAAGAGUUUAUAAUUAAUUAAAUAUACAAUUUAAGGUUUGGACAGAAGAGAGAAGAAUAAGGAAAAAAGUAAUAUUUGAUUUCUAUUGGUUUUAUUUGAAUUAAUUUAAAAGAAACAUUGUAGGCGAAGUGUUUUAUCAUUAUGACAUUUAAUAAAUCAAAAUGGCACACAUUUUAAUAAUAAAAUGCAUUUGGAAAAUUUAUUAAUGAAAUAAUGAAAGAGUUCAUUUUCAAUAUGUGAUAAGCACUGUGACAUUUCUGGAGUAAAAUAAGCAUAUUGAUUAAAUUUAUGUGUCACUGAGGUUAAAACAGUAUUGCAUUGAUUCUUUUGAAAAUAAAUAAUAUCUAAAUUAUGUGAGAAGGGUGUAAGGAUUAUAAGAAUGAACUUCAAUAGAAGUGAGGUACUGCUGGCAAUGAGCUCUCAAAACACAGAUAAGUAAUUUUAAAAUUUUCCUUUCUUAUGCAUUAUUCAAGAUGAUAUAUUAUAUUAUAGUACAGUAAUCUUCAGUCAUCAUCAUAUAUUUGAUGAAUUUUCACAUAGUCACCAAAUUCAUGUUGUUAAGUACAGAUAUUAAAAAUGUGUCAUUUAUGUUAAACUGCAAAAAUCUUAUUGUUAAUUUUUAUAUAAUUAUGUAUUUGACUAUUUAUGUAGCUGAUUUGGUUAAGCAGCGCUGGCUCGUUAAGUUAAUCUUUAUAUAUAAAUAUAUGAAGAUAUGAAAUACCCCCAAUUUAUUUAAAUAUUUACACUAACAGUGUCUAACAUUAUGUUUGUAAAUUAGUUCAUGAAAAUGGAUUUUUCAAACUUUUUAAAGCAAAAUAUCACAUCAGUAUUUAAAUUUUAGAUUAAUUAAUCGUAAUUGAUUUUUUGUUAUAUUAUUUUAAAAUACAUCUGGCAAGUUUGUGCUCCCAAGAAGAAAAUGUAUCACAAUGAUUUUUAUAAAAGAAAAGAGUCUGUUCAGUAUUCAUGACCCUGAGUAAAAUUUUAUCUAAAUUUCUGAUAUUCAACACUACAUAAAGUCUAACAUAUAUUCAAAAACUUCAUGGUGGAAACUUGAGUUUAAUAAAGAUGUAUAGCAUAAUGUUUGAUUUAUAUGUACACAAAUCUUCUGUUCUUUAUGAAACAGAACCAAUUUGAAAUAAUAUUUUGCUCUUAUUAAAGAGUUUUUUUAGUAUGUAAAUAAUCUUAAUGUACCUGCUCACCAAAAGCCAUUGAAACCUUUGUUCUUAUGCUUAUAAACAAAUUAAUUAAUUGAACAGGAUUUAUAUUGGUACAUGAAUUUUUGUUAGAUGAAGAAAAUGAAAGUUACAAUUUUUAAUGGGAUUUUGUUUAAAUUUCAUGUAAAUUGAUGACUGAUUAUGAGUAAUUUUUUGUACAUUAUAUAAUUUUUUAAGACUAUUAACAGGUUGAAAUGACGAAACCGAAAAAUAUUUAUCUUUAUGUUAAAAUGAUUGAUUUUCAUGUAAUUUGAUGUGUUAUUAUUAAAGUAAUUACGUACAUAUAAUUCUUAUGUACAUUAUCAAAUUUUAUCUUUAAGAAUGUUAAAGGCUUGUAAUGAUUAAUUUAUUCUAAAAUAGCAAAUGAUUUAUUUAUCCAUUUAUCCUUAAAUAGAAAAUAAUUAAUUUUCGUAAUUUUUUUAUGCAAAUUGCUCUUAAGUUUAAUUGUUAGAUAUGGUAUUUUGAACAAUAUUGGUAUGAAUAACAUCUAAUGGUCGGUUACAAGUAUUUGUACUGUUGAAUUUGUUACUAAUUAAACAUUGUGAUUUCGGGAUUAAAAAAAAAUAAUGCA
Messenger RNA from Patella vulgata (common limpet), 4432 nucleotides. RefSeq names its product E3 ubiquitin-protein ligase RNF14. Gene Ontology annotation, molecular function: zinc ion binding; ubiquitin protein ligase activity; ubiquitin conjugating enzyme binding. Gene Ontology annotation, biological process: positive regulation of proteasomal ubiquitin-dependent protein catabolic process; ubiquitin-dependent protein catabolic process; protein polyubiquitination. Lineage: Eukaryota; Metazoa; Mollusca; Gastropoda; Patellidae. The coding region runs from base 88 to 1458 and encodes 456 amino acids. Gene Ontology annotation, cellular component: cytoplasm; ubiquitin ligase complex. The record is from RefSeq and is a predicted model, not a curated record. The transcript is spliced from 7 exons.